Molecule: messenger RNA, 612 nt
Organism: Aspergillus mulundensis
Lineage: Eukaryota; Fungi; Ascomycota; Eurotiomycetes; Eurotiales; Aspergillaceae
Product: GPI anchored serine-rich protein
Exons: 2
Coding region: 1-612 (203 amino acids)
Source: RefSeq, a predicted model, not a curated record
AUGCGUUUCUCCGCUGCUGCUGUUGCUCUCUUCGCCGGUCUCACCGUUGCUCUCCCCGGUGGUGACAUCGAGACCAUCUACCAGACCGAGGAGGUCACCAUCACCUCCUGCGCUCCCACCGUCACCGACUGCCCCGGACGCACCACCACCACUCCCGUCCCUGUCGAGACCACCGUUGUCCCUACCGGCACUGAGACCGCCUCUGUCCCCACUGAGACUGCUUCCGAGUCUGAGACUCCUGCUGUCCCCACUGGCACCUCCCCCGUCGAGGCCUCCAGCAGCGUUGUUCCCCCUGCUCAGACCCCCAGCGUCCCUGAGCAGCCUGCUCCUGAGCAGCCCGAGCAGCCCCAGCAGCCCUCUACCUCCGUCAUCGCUGUGACCACCUGCAUUCCCACCGUCACCUACUCUACUGUCACCGUCACCCCCACCGGUGCUGCUACCACCUCCAAGCCCGUCAUCCCCGCUGUCCCCACUGGCACCUCCCCCGUUGAGGCCAGCGGCAGCUCUACUCCCUCUCCUUCUCCCCCCACCUUCACUGGUGCCGCUAACGCUGUCACCAACUCCUUCGGCUUCGCUGGUGCCGCCGCCGUCGCUGCUUUCUUCCUGGCUUAG